Messenger RNA from Arachis duranensis, 3843 nucleotides. RefSeq names its product protein SPA1-RELATED 2. Gene Ontology annotation, biological process: photomorphogenesis. The record is from RefSeq and is a predicted model, not a curated record. Gene Ontology annotation, molecular function: protein binding. The coding region runs from base 438 to 3413 and encodes 991 amino acids. Lineage: Eukaryota; Viridiplantae; Streptophyta; Magnoliopsida; Fabales; Fabaceae. The transcript has 8 exons.
GGAUUCUCCCUCAGUUUCAUUAUAACCGAAAUGCAAAAACAGAAGCUGAAACCUGACGCAUACAAAAACCAUUCCCUUUCUUCAUUCCUUCCGCGACUAGUAACUAUUUUCUAUUUCGCAUGUUUUCCUUGCACUUCUGGCUGCUCCAUUCAACAACUAUGCAAGUUUCAUUUCAUCAGGGUUCACAUUUCACAGCGGUUGAAUUGUUCUCGGGUGAAAUUAUUAUGUUGCAUGGGUUGUUUAUGCGCUAAGACCUGAAUGCCUGAGUUAAUGAUUAUAGAUAUGGAACCGUAAUUGUUCAUUUUUGAAUUUGUGCCUAUGGAUAUGGAGCCGUAAUUGUUCACUUUUGAAUUUCUGCCUAUGGAUAUGGAGCCGUAAUUUCUUAUUUUUGAAUUUGUGCCUAUGGAUAUGGAGCUGUAAUUGUUUAUUUUGAUCCUAUGGAUCAAGAAUUGAUUAACGAGUCUAUGAGAUUGGGGGUUGUUGAUGAGGGUUUACAACUCCAAACUAAAGAUGAGGAGCUUUCAGUAAACCCCGAGAGCAACAAAAUAAUAAAACCCCAAGAUGACCACAAUGACUCCUCCCAUAUCCCACCCCCAGAAUGUACUGACGUUAGACAAGGUACUAUGUCACGACUUCAGCAUCAAAUUCGCCUUUCCGGUGACGCUGAUGAUAUGGUUGAAGAAUUGACAGUGAGAAGUUGCAAUGGUUCGAGCUUAGAUAUUGGUACACAGGGCAAUCAAGGGCCUGCGUAUAAUACUCAGAGCCAAAGGCAGCUAGCAAGUGAUUCAGGAAUUGGAACUUUACUUCUUGGUGAUACUGGGUGUAGAAACAGUGACCAAGCUUCCUCAAAAGUUAUAUCUAGAUCAGGAUUUGCUGAGUAUUUUAUUAAAAAUACGAUAAAGGGAAAGGAUAUUGUGUGUAAAGAUUCAUCUUCUAUUGGCUUGACUGUUGAGUCUAGAGAUCAGAAUCUGAUGAAGGCUGGCAUUGGUACUCAGAUGGAUUCCAGUGUCCCGCUAAGCCCUGGCUCAACGACUGCAAAGUCUCCUUAUAAUGCUUCAUUGCCAAAAUCUCAUGGGUCUCAAUUUAAUGGGGUCAGUUUAAGAGAAUGGUUGAACGCUGGGCGACUCAAACGAAGCAAAGCAGAGUGUUUGAGUAUAUUUAGAAAGAUUGUAGAUUUGGUGGAUGGCUCACACUCUCAGGGGUUUGCAUUGCGCAACCUGAACCCGUCUUAUAUUAAAGUGUUACCAUCAAACCAGGUUAUCUACCUUGGGUUACAGAAACAUAUGUUAGAUAAUGGUGCAAAUUCAGAAGUUCUUCAAUUACGAAGUUCCUCUAUUCGAAAAAGGAUGUCAGAGCAGGUAACAUCUCCCUCUCAUGAUGCAUGGUUAAAGAAACAAAAAUUUAAUGAGUAUGUGAGAGGUGCUGGUGAUCGGAGUCAGUGCCCUUCAAGGCCUGACUUGUAUCUUCAAAUUACUGUUGAUAGCAAAGUUGGUUCAGCUGGUUCAAAAGAUUAUCACAACCAAUAUAAGUAUGUCCAAUUUCCGAAACAUAAUAUUUGGAAAGUGCCUAGCGUCCCUGACAUAUCCAAUGGAGGUCUACUGCAGUUGACUUCUUUGAAUGAAAGAUCAGAAGAUAAGUGGUAUAAAAGUCCCGAUGGAGGCUGUACUACAUCAGCAAAUAUCUACUCUCUGGGUGUUCUCUUUUUUGAGUUGCUCAGUCAAUUUGACUCUGAAGGAUCCCAUAUUGCAGCAAUGUCUGAUCUUCAUCAUAGGAUUCUACCUCAGGCUUUCCUGUCAGAAAAUCCUCUGGAAGCCGGGUUUUGUCUUUGGCUGUUGCAUCCUGAGUCAUCAUCACGUCCAACAACACGGGAGAUACUACGAUCUGAAGUAUUUAAUGGAAUUCAGGAGGUUUAUAGUGAAAAAUUAUUAUUAGAUUUUGACAAAGCAGAAGCACAAUCGGAAUUGUUAUUGCAUUUCCUCAUCUUGUUAAAAGAGGAGAGGCAAAAGAAUGCGUUCAAACUGGAAGAAGUCACCAGAUUCUUGGAAUCAGAUAUAGAAGAGGUGGUGAGGGGACAUAGCUCUGGAAAAUACUUGGUUUCUGCUGGCUUGCAUAACGAUAUAUCUUGCCAUAAUGAGAGUUCAUCUCUCAACAAAAAACCUUCAUGUUCAGAAUCAGUAUCCCCUGCAUGCCCAAUCUCUAAUGCAAACCAAAUGAGAGUCAUAAGAAAUAUGUGCCAGCUUGAAAAUGCUUAUGUUUCAAUGAGAUCUAAAAUUCAGAUUCCUGAAACAGAUGCUGCAACUCACCCACAUAAAGAUAAACCAAGAGAUAGGUUUGUGGCACAAAGAGGCAAGGAACAAGAUAAAAAAACAGAUUCUUUAGGAGCCUUUUUUGAUGGUUUUUGCAAGUAUCUACGUUAUAGCAAGUUUGAGGAGCGGAGUGUAUUGAGAAAUUCAGAUAUUAACAGUCUUGGAAAUGUAAUUUGCUCUCUAAGUUUUGAUAGGGAUGAAGAGUACUUCGCUGCUGCUGGGGUAUCAAAGAAAAUAAAAAUUUAUGAGUUCAGCUCACUUUUCAAUGACUUAGCUGAAAUCCAUUAUCCUGUAGUUGAGAUGUCAAAUGAAUCAAAGUUCAGUUGUGUAUGCUGGAAUAGCUACAUCAGGAACUAUCUUGCCUCCACAGACUACGAUGGAGUUGUUAAGCUAUGGGAUGGUAUUACAGGUCAAGGGUUUGCUCACUUCACUGAACAUGAAAAGAGGGCUUGGUCUGUUGAUUUCUCUCCGGCAUACCCUACAAAAUUUGCUAGUGGGAGUGAUGAUUGUUCUGUGAAGCUGUGGAGUAUCAAUGAGAGAAACUCUGUAGGCACAAUCCAGAAUGUUGCAAAUGUCUGCUGUGUUCAAUUCUCUGCUUAUUCAUCUAAUUUACUGGCUUUUGGAUCGGCAAAUUACUUGACUUAUUGCUAUGAUCUUCGCAAUCUUAGAAGCCCCUUGUGUGUGUUGGCUGGCCAUCAUAAAGCUGUAAGCUAUGUCAAAUUUUUGGACUCUGUAACACUUGUUUCUUCAUCAACCGACAAUACAUUAAAGAUCUGGGAUCUCAACAAAACCUCUCCCGUGGGUCCUUCUACUAAUGCUUGCAGCUUAACCUUGUCAGGGCAUACCAAUCAGAAGAAUUUCGUGGGUUUAUCGGUUGCUGAUGGAUAUAUUGCAUGUGGCUCUGAAACAAAUGAGGUUUAUGCCUACUAUAAAUCUCUUCCCCAGCAAAUCACAUCACACAAGUUUGGGUCCGUGGAUCCCAUUAAUGGUAAAAAGACUUAUGAUGACUAUGGCCAUUUUGUUUCAAGUGUGUGCUGGAAAGGGAAAUCAGACAUGGUUAUUGCGGCCAAUUCAAGUGGGUGUAUAAAAGUGUUACAGAUUGUGUGAAGGAAAGUCAACUUGAUGAUGGCUCUGUUUGUGCAGCCCGGUGUGAGCCAUGAUUGGAUGGGGAAACAAGUCACAAUCUAAUCCAAAUUUUCUAAUAUGAAGGUUGGAUUCAACAGGAUGUAGAAGUUAAGGCUUUAAACCAAAACUUUUUGGCAUUUGCAGAGAGACCUGUUACACAGAUUUAGACAUGGGCAAUUGGGCAUGGCAGGAGUUGCUUGUAAUUUAUAAGUUGAGGAAUAUAGCUAGCUACUAUCGCUAUGAAGAGGACUAGCUACAAACGCUAAUAUUUGAAAGCAAAGAACCUUGAAAUUUCUAUUUUAGCUUUGCCCGGACUUGUAUAUAUUACAUUAACGUUGUAGUCGGACGUCGUUAGAUUUUUUGUUGCUUUACAAAUGUCAUCUUAUCACAGUACUUUUUUCUUUCAUAAGGA